Messenger RNA from Coffea eugenioides, 636 nucleotides. Its product is annotated as probable 2-oxoglutarate-dependent dioxygenase At5g05600. The transcript is spliced from 3 exons. Lineage: Eukaryota; Viridiplantae; Streptophyta; Magnoliopsida; Gentianales; Rubiaceae. The record is from RefSeq and is a predicted model, not a curated record. Bases 1 to 636 code for a protein of 211 amino acids.
AUGAGUCUUGAAUGUGGAUUGUUUCAUGCAGGACUGUGUUCUUUUCUGGUUGUGAAUUCCUUUGGGAGGGUUUUGCUUGAGUACACAGAAAAACUGAGGGUGUUGAAUGAAAUCAUUCUUAAAGCUAUGGCAAAGUCACUAAACUUGGAUGAGAAUUGUUUUCUGCAUCAAUUUGGAGGAAAUCCGAGAUUGCUUUCGACUUUUAAUUUCUAUCCUCCAUGUCCAUGGCCGGAUGUUUUAGAUGCCAACAAGCCCCAUGCAGAUCCGUCUGGGAUUACCCUUAUCUUGCAAGAUGAUGAAGUGGAAGGCCUUCAAGUCUUGAAAAAAAAUCAGUGGCAUAGAACUCCGCUAACUCCAGAUGCCAUUGUCGUCAAUGGUGGUGAUCAAGUUGAGAUAAUGAGUAACGGCGUAUUCAAAAGUCCAAUACAUAGAGUUCCCACAAACAACAAAAGGGAGAGAAUAUCGCUAGCUUUUUUCUUUUGUCCUGAACCUUCGUCCGGUGAAAUCAAACCCGCGGAGGGACUCAUUGAUGACAAAAAUCCGAGAUUGUACAAGAAUGUCAUAGAUUAUCUUCGACACUUUAGAGAGAACAUUCAACAUAGGAUCGCAAGGCCUUUAGAUGCUUUGAAAAUUUGA